This is a messenger RNA of Numida meleagris (helmeted guineafowl), 5076 nucleotides long. RefSeq names its product carboxypeptidase Z (gene CPZ). The transcript has 11 exons. The coding region runs from base 175 to 2118 and encodes 647 amino acids. Lineage: Eukaryota; Metazoa; Chordata; Aves; Galliformes; Numididae. The record is from RefSeq and is a predicted model, not a curated record. Gene Ontology annotation, biological process: proteolysis. Gene Ontology annotation, molecular function: protein binding; metallocarboxypeptidase activity; zinc ion binding.
GCUGAAAUCUGAUGCCUGGACUGCAUAUGCAGUGAGACGUGGGCAUGCCCUCGCAGUGCACCGAUUUCCUCCGUGCCUUGGAGAGCCAGAGCCGCGCUGAGGCUCCAAGCGGAGGAGCCGCUCCAUCAGGCAGCGAGUGCCACAUCACUGCGCUGCCUGCGCGAGGGCUCCAGCAUGGUCCCGAGCCUCCUGCUCCUCCUCACCGGGCUGUUUAGGGCCACCGAGCCAGCACCCCGCUGUGAAACCGGCCAGGAGACCCUAGGUCAAUGCCAAACUGCACAGAAAGCAAAAUGCGUGGACAUCUCCUUAAGUUCUUGUACUGACGUUACCUAUACUCAAACGAUGUAUCCUAAUUUCCUGGAUCAGAAGUCUCGAGAAGUGAUUGAGUACAGCUCUGAGUAUAUUCUCAUAAGUGUGCUGCACAACUUGCUGCAAGGAGAAUGCAAUCCAGAUCUGAGGCUCCUGGGGUGCUCAGUUCUGGCCCCACAGUGUGAAAAGGACAAAGUUAUAAAGCCCUGCAGGCAUGUCUGUGAAAACCUGAAAAAAAAUUGCCUCUCUGCUUUUGAUGCAAUAGACAUGGCCUGGCCCUACUUCUUAGACUGUGAUCGUUUUUUUGCUGGGGAAGAAGAAGGAUGUUUUGACCCACUGGCAAAGCUGCGAGGAGAAGUAGUUGUUGAAGAAGAUUUGCCUUCAGACUUGCCAGCUACUUUCAUUCAGUUCAAGCAUCAUUCAUAUUCCCAAAUGGUGAGCACAUUGAAGAAGACUGCUUCUAGAUGCUCCCAUAUUGCAACAACUUACAGCAUAGGUCGCAGUUUUGAAGGAAAAGACCUUUUUGUGAUUGAGUUUUCAACCAAGCCUGGGCACCAUGAACUACUCAAGCCAGAAUUUAAGUACAUUGGCAAUAUGCAUGGAAAUGAAGUUGUGGGAAAAGAACUGCUGAUAUACCUUGCACAGUAUCUGUGUUCAGAGUAUCUUCUUGGGAACCCUCGCAUCCAGACUUUGAUCAAUAACACCAGAAUUCAUCUCCUGCCUUCACUCAACCCAGAUGGGUAUGAACUGGCUGCGGAAGAGGGAGCUGGUUACAAUGGAUGGGUGAUUGGCCGGCAGACAGCUCAGAACUUGGACCUGAACAGAAAUUUCCCUGAUCUGACUUCAGAAGCUUACAGAAGAGCUGGGAUUCGUGGGGCUCGCCUGGACCAUAUCCCCAUUCCACAAUCCUACUGGUGGGGUAAGGUAGCACCUGAGACUAAAGCAGUCAUGAAGUGGAUGAGGUCCAUCCCCUUUGUGCUCUCUGCCAGCCUCCAUGGGGGUGAGCUGGUCGUGACUUAUCCUUAUGACUAUUCAAAACAUCCUAUGGAAGAAAAAGAGUUCUCACCUACCCCCGAUGAGAAGAUGUUUAAAAUGCUGGCAAAAGCCUAUGCUGAUGCACAUCCAGUCAUCUCAGACCGAUCAGAACAUCGUUGUGGUGGAAAUUUUGUAAAACGUGGAGGUAUUAUAAAUGGCGCUGAGUGGUACAGCUUCACUGGAGGUAUGGCAGAUUUUAACUACCUUCAUACAAAUUGCUUUGAAGUUACUGUGGAGGUGGGAUGUGAGAAGUUUCCUCUGGAGGAAGAACUGUUUACAAUCUGGCAUGAAAACAGAGAUGCCCUUCUGAACUACAUGGAGAUGGUUCAUCGGGGAAUAAAAGGAAUUGUGUCUGAUAAAUUUGGCAACCCAAUUAAAAAUGCUCGAAUUUCAGUCAGAGGCAUCCAGCAUGAUAUCACCACAGCUGCUGAUGGAGACUACUGGCGACUCCUGCCUCCAGGGACGUAUAUAAUCACUGCCCAGGCCAUGGGCUACACCAAGGUAAUGAAAAGGGUCACCCUUCCCACCAAGAUGAAACGGGCUGGACGAGUUGACUUUGUCCUGCGACCUGUUGAAAUUUGGCCUAACAAACUUCUCCGCCGGCCCAUGGAGGACAUGCACGACCAAUACGACCCCCUGGAACUGUUUGACCCUCAUGCUCAACAUGCACAGGCUCGGGGAGGGUCACAACAGGUCAGGGAGAAGCCCUGGUGGUGGUCCUACUUUAGCUCUCUAGGCCUGCACAAACCUCUCUGGCUGCUUAAACAGCACUGAAUAGUGCCAUCGUGCUCUGCUUACCUUGUUCUGCUGCCCUUCCACGCAGCUCCAUGCACCCUGAUUGCUCUUGGCAAUAUUUAAAUCUGUGUCAUUUGAACGUACAAUGUUAAUUCAAGCCCACUUGCUUCUUUUGUUUUCUCCUCACACAAGUGAGUCUGUUCAAGUGUUUUUAUGUAUUAAAAGCAAUGGUGCACACCCAUUCAAGAGCCAGGUUUUAUGUAGUCUCUUUCUUAGUAAUAUGCUGUACUUCUGCCCAUGUAGUUAAUCAUCACAUUUAUUAUUUAUUAGGUUCUAAGUACCUGCAGGAAUAUAUUCUUGAUCCUUCAAUGCAUUUUUGUACAUGCCUUAACACAUUAAUGACCGUGUACUAAAAACAACUUUCAGAAAUCUCUUUUUACAUUAUUUUAGUAUAUUAAAUUCCAUUCAUUAACUCUUCUAAUAUAGCUCACAGUCACUUUUGAAGACCAUCAUGUGCCAUUAGCAUUGAUUUUGGACCAAAAAAAAUCAUUAGGAAUAUGGAAAUAAAUCUGUACUGAAUAAGUAGCAUGUUCAGUAGGAUGGCCUGCUCACAGACAGGUCAGUAUCAAUGAGGAAUCAUUAAAUAAUGUUUUCCCAAGUACUGUUUCAGAAAUUAUCCUUUGAAGACAUACGUAAUAAAAAAUCGUUAAAUACUCAGUCUUAUUUCUUUAAACUCUCUUGCAUCAAUAGACCCACAAAGUCAAAAAAAAAUGCUUGGAAAUUAGAUUCUGUUCCAAGAAGUGUGAAUGUCCAAUCUUUAUGAUAUAUAAAUGUUAAUAUAAUUUGAAGGUUUUUAAUUUAAUAAGUAAAGAAAAACACUGACAUAUGCUUACUGAUGGAAAUACACACAACCUAUGAUGUGGAAAGUACAUGAAGUAAUUUGUGAUGAAUAUGUCAUAUUAUGCUAAGGAUGUUAAUAUCAUGCAGUCUUGAGUCCACAGGAUUAUUAAUGGAAUUAUCAAAGAAAUCAUAAAGUUCUUUCCAAGACAGUUAAAUAGGUAAAUAGUGGUCUUGCAAGAUGCUAUCCUCUCUUAGAAGUGUUUCUUGGAUAUCUGUAAUUUUCAUGAAACAUUUAGUACCACACUUCCAUUUGGCUUGCAGUGGAUAACGAGCUUCAUGCACUUGUAAUACAGUAUUUCCUCAUCUAAAUGCCACAGUGUAUGAACAAGGUGUUUGUUUGGAGCUGAUGUACUGCCUGCAGGAACUGCUGUAUUAGUUGUCUGAAUUGCCCUCUGAUUUCUAAAGCCUUGUUUCCUCAUCUUAGAUAAAAAAUCCCAAAUUGUGUGAGUCCUAUAUUCCAUGUGCACGUAUCUUAAACUAUAAUUGCCUAAGAAGACCCAGGAGAUGAAUGACUUUAGUUCUGCAACCAGACACUGUACAUGCCUGAGUGCCUUAUUCCCUGUUGUAACCUGAUAGAAAUUAAGAAUCUGUUAGUCAAGUGCUUAAAUGUUUGCAGGACUAGACCCUACGUGAAAAUGAAAAAAAAAAACAAUUCAUAGCAUUAACAAAAAGUAAUUAUAUGAGACCAAAUGUACUGCAUACACACAAAUUAGUGUUCCUUUCCCAGUCUUACUAAAGAAACCCUGAAUCCUAAAUGUUUCACUGAGAAACAAGCAAGAGAUACACCUCCAGAUUGUCUUUCCUGUAAUAGAUAUUACUACUGUUUAUUAUGGUCAUUUUUUUCAAAGACACCAUCCUGUGAAAAAAUUGGUAAGACUAAAAAAUCAGAACAAUAUGCCAAAUUGCUGGCUAUUAGCUGUUCUUCUUAUGUAUGUAAUGUCUUGCACGCUUAGAAAGAUGCUUUCUAUUAGUAUAUCCCAUAUUCUCAUAAGACUAUUUGGAAUGUUUUCAAGUAAUCACACUACACCCAAGCCAGCUGAAAUAUAAAACAGAAUGGCUGUGCAGAAAAUCCAUUCCUAUCCAUGAGUCCCAUAUUGCAAUAGCAGAUGGCAAUCAAGACUGUGGAAAGAUGAUUUUCUGGGAAGAUUGUAAAGAUGUGCUAAGUUUGAGAGAGUGUGAAAAGCAGCUCUUCUGGAUUACUAUAGCUCUAAUAUCAAAUUGGUACAAUGGAACAAGGGUAGCUUCCCUGCUUCUCUCUGCCUCAUCCAUAAAAAGAGGUGUUCAGCAGACAGAAAUCUGAGAUCAGACUUCUGCUGGUUCACACACAGCAACCUGUAGAGAUGGGAUUGUGUUGGAGCAAUUAUGAGGGUUCUGGGAAAAGGUAUGCCUCAGUUUUCUGGAAGUACUUCAUUUUAACCAGGAAACAAAAUCUUCAGUUUUCACCUCCUUGGAGAUGGAAAAGGUUUCCAGCAUUCUCUCGGUGCCUCUCAAGCAUUCAUUUAAGUUUAGAUUAGAUUUGGGGUGUCUUUAUCAAUACUUUGAAGAUACAAAAAAAAAAAAGUAAGGAAAAAAGAAAUCAUUGGUCAAAAUCAGCCUUGCAGACUCAGCUUGGCCUUUUUCCAGAGGCCUACACGUUCAGCAGUUGGACUGUUUUCAAGAAUUACAGUGUGUGUUCGUGAGACUCCCUCUCCUUUUAAGUCAGAGACUGCAAAACUUUUUCAAUUACCUUCCAACCACAUAUUGAACAGUAUUGACGUAUGUUUUUUGUAACAUCCUCCUUAAUAAUUAAUUUCCUAGUCUCCAUGUUUGAGGGGAUCUUCUCAACCAUGGAGCCAAACUGUUUCUGCAGAAAGCAAUAACAUUAAUAAAUGCUCUAACCUGCCAACUAUCCAGACCUCAUCAGUCUGCCAGCAAUGAAUCUUCCCAACAAGUCAAAAUAUGUAAAUCGAAGCAAUACAACUACAGACAUAAAGAGCAAAGCGGAAGAUCUCUUUAUGUAAAAUGUACAAAUUACUUUUCAUUGUUAUUACAGAAAAAAAGUGAAGAACACCUACAGAAAAUAUCGGGAGAUAAAUCACAAGUUGUGUAUUACACCAA